Brassica napus (rape) is the source of this 1290-nucleotide messenger RNA. RefSeq names its product putative F-box/kelch-repeat protein At3g24610. Bases 1 to 1290 code for a protein of 429 amino acids. Gene Ontology annotation, molecular function: protein binding. Lineage: Eukaryota; Viridiplantae; Streptophyta; Magnoliopsida; Brassicales; Brassicaceae. The transcript has a single exon. The record is from RefSeq and is a predicted model, not a curated record.
AUGACAGAGAAUUCUAUCUGCGACAUGACCGAACAACACAUGAAGCUGCUGUCCAAGUGCAAUUCGGGCACCGAAGAGGCACCGUAUAAAAUUAAAAAGAAGAAAGAGGCAGCAGCGUAUCCGAGUUGUGGACUAUCGUCGUUGCCAGAUGCGGUUGUUCUGAGCUGCUUGGCUCGCGUCUCGAAGUUGGAUCACCCAGCCUUAUCUAUGGUCUCCAAGAGAUACCGUUCUCUGAUGGUUUCAUCUGAGCUCUAUGAUCUACGAUCGUCGUCGAUGGGUCGGACCGAAAACUUGCUCUAUGUAUGCUUACGCACCCCUCCUGACCCAACUCUGCUCUGGUUUGUCCACACACCAACGACGAGACUGGUCCAGAUCCCCUUGUUACCCUAUAUGCCUUGGCAAGAAUCCUCUGUAGUGCUGCUGAAUCAUGGGAUUUAUGUAAUCGGUGGGAUUGUGAAUGGCAAGCCUAGCUCUGGUGUAUUUCUUCUUGAUUGUCGAGCUCACAAGUGGAGUCAAGUCCCCUCCAUGCGGGCGGCUCGGGCACCGGCUAUUACGGGCGUUGUAAACGGAAAGAUUUAUGUGGUGGGAGGCUGCGGACACAAGUAUUCCUCGGAGUGGGCAGAGGUGUUCGACCCAAAGAUGGAAACGUGGGAAACCCUGUCAGUGCCGGAGGAUGUGUUUUUCACAUUUUGUUUGAGCCGACAUUGCAUGGUGAUGGAUGACAAAAUUUACGCGGUGAGCCAGUUUAGUGAAACCAUCUGCUACUCGCCCGGUAAUGAUAAGUGGGAACAAGGGAGCCGGGAUUUAGCUGGAGGAGUAAAACGGGGUUGGUGUGUGGUAGGUAAAUUGUUAUACUCUUGUCAUGUCAGCGGGACAGUAUUGUGGUGUGAGCCAAUGGAUUUGGAAAAGAGCAAUCCAUUCACGUGGAAGGAGGUGAAAGGUUUGGAGUCUCUGCAAAACCAACUGUCUUCUUCCAGGAUGGUCCACCAUGUGUGGGGAUACAAUUCGCCCACCCUUGGUUUCAGCAAUGAGUUUGAAGACCAAGUCCCCGGGUUCAAACUGUGCAACUCUGGCCGCAACAUUUUGCUCUACUGGGACGUGCUUGUUGGGGGUUUUGAGACUUUGGAGAUUUGGUGUGCUGAGAUUUCCUUGGAGAGGCGCACCACCGGAGGCGGAGGCGGAGGAGACGAUGACAUAUGGGGUACCGUUCUUUCGUCCAAUGUUGUUAUGACUCUUGAUCCUCUUCUAUAUCGUUUUAAGGCAUUAUAUUCUCUAUCUGUCAAGGUUUGA